Amphimedon queenslandica is the source of this 891-nucleotide messenger RNA. RefSeq names its product diphosphoinositol polyphosphate phosphohydrolase 1-like. Gene Ontology annotation, biological process: adenosine 5'-(hexahydrogen pentaphosphate) catabolic process; diphosphoinositol polyphosphate metabolic process; diadenosine pentaphosphate catabolic process. The coding region runs from base 227 to 865 and encodes 212 amino acids. The transcript has 5 exons. Gene Ontology annotation, molecular function: diphosphoinositol-polyphosphate diphosphatase activity; endopolyphosphatase activity; bis(5'-adenosyl)-pentaphosphatase activity. Lineage: Eukaryota; Metazoa; Porifera; Demospongiae; Haplosclerida; Niphatidae. The record is from RefSeq and is a predicted model, not a curated record. Gene Ontology annotation, cellular component: cytoplasm; nucleus.
GCAUGCAUAGCAUGCUGCACUAUCAUUAUUAAAUACGCCCUCUUCUCAGUCUUUAUACUUCAUAAAGUCUGCAAGCUGUGGUAGUUGGUUCUGUCCUUUCUGAAUACUCUUAUUUACUAUUUUUAAAGAGGAAGAGCUGUCAUUUAAGGAAUACAGUUUUUCUGAAAGAGUCUCCUUUCAAUUUGUACAAGUUUACACAGCUGAAACUACUUCAUAGUAAAAUACAAUGUCAACGGAGGCCAAUACCUUUGUAUUUAUGGUGAAAGAGAAUCACAAGAAGAAGAACAGCCAAAAGGAUCGUUCACAACCGAGAAUGUAUGACCUUGAAGGAUACAGAAGAAGAGUGGACUCUGUCAUCUUUAGAAAUGAAGACAGAGAAGAAGUAUUACUAGUCUCGUCAAGAGGGAGUCCUGGCUGCUGGACACUCCCUGGUGGAGGGAUUGAACCAAAAGAGACAUUCAAAGCAGCUGCAGUGAGAGAAGCACUAGAAGAGGCUGGGGUUGUGUGCCAGGCUGCCGAGAGUUUAGGCGUGUUUGAGGAUAAUGAUAAAAUGACAAGAACAGAGGCAAUAUGUCUGACGUAUUGUAGAGACAACAGAGAUGAUGAACAAUGGGCCGACCACCACGAAUGGGGCAGAUCAAGAAAGUGGUUCACCAUAUCAGAAGCAAUAGACAUUCUCUACUCAAGACAAAAGACAGAGAAGAUCUCUUACUUCUCUCUCGCUGGGUGUAGAUCGUUAAACUCUCCAUCGUUACAUGAUUCCUUUUCUGAUUCGUCUACUGUCUCUUCUCUCUCUCCUUCUCCUUGCGCUUCUUUUGGGUCCUCUCUAAAUGACAAACCACUCACAUUAACAGUAUCAUCUUAGAUUUAUAUUAUUUAAAAAAUUAUAUA